Miscanthus lutarioriparius is the source of this 2391-nucleotide messenger RNA. The record is from the annotation of a GenBank genome assembly. Lineage: Eukaryota; Viridiplantae; Streptophyta; Magnoliopsida; Poales; Poaceae.
AUGACGAAAUGCCUCCAAGGCCUUGGCGGGAGGAGUGAAAAAGCAGCGCGAAAGGCCAUUCCUAUUCCCUCCACUGGCGUCUCGUGUCUUCCGCGCGCCGCCGCGGAGGCAAGGACGCUGCCACGUCUCCCGCUCCAUCUCCCCCGAUUUAGAGAGCUCCCCAGCCCGCACGGAGUCCGGGACCCCAGCUCUGCACACCCAUCUCGUCCGGUUGAUCCUUCCCUCUCUCGCGCGCGCCGUGGAGCUGUAAAAGGUUUAACCCAAGAGUGUGACAGUCCCAAUCCCGACUGCGGCAGCAGCGGAGACGAGAGGAUGGUGGAUGGUGUGGAAUAUGCAGUUGGCAAUGCCAAAAAAGCCAUAGAUGAACCAGAAAAGAGCACUGACAGCAUCCCUAGUCCACUGUUCUUGGGUACAAAGCCUAAGAAAAGACUCACUUCCAAGGUGUGGGAUGACUUCAUACCCUCCUUUGUCGACGGGAAGCUGGCGCAUGCUGAAUGCAUGCACUGCCACCGGAUCUUCAACUGUUGCGGCACCUCUGGCCUUUGGAAUCACCAGGCCAAGUGCAGCCCUGGGAUUCAAAUUCAGAAGAGGCAAAAGCUGCAUGAACAUACAUCUCUGCCAUCUAUCCAGAAGAGCACAGCAGCAGCCAAUUUUGAUCCAAAACAGAAGAAGCUCCCAAUCCAGCAAUCCAGCCUCAGGAAAGGCUCAGGCACAACAGAUGCAAUGGCCGGGCAGGAUCUUGCCUUGCUUGACACUCCCACAGACACAAAUAGGAAGAAUCAGGAGGCUAUUCAGAAUGGGUCUCAUGAGGAACCUGCAGCACCUAAGCAGAUGGGUAUAGCUCUGCCAGGUAUUUCCACUGAUCCGAAUAAGAAGAAUCAAGGGACUGAUCAGAACAUUUCUUAUGAAGAACUCGUCAGGAAAUUAGCCAUGGACGGUCACGCAACAAGUAUGGUGGAGCAAGACGGCUUUUGGAAGCUUGUUGCUCACUUGAAUCCUGCGGUCAAGAUUCCAUCCCGCAUCGACCUGAUGAGGAAGACCUUUAACUUGUUUGAGCAAGAAAAGACCAAGCUGAAGGAGAAGUUAGCAGCUUUACCAUGUCAAGUUUGCUUGAGUGCAGACACGUGGCUCUACGAUCCACGACGUUUAUUCUUGUGCUUGACUGUUCACUAUAUCGAUGAUGAAUGGAAGAAGCAGAAAAAGAUCAUCAAAUUUUGCGAUGUGCGUCCCUCUGCAGAAGAGUUAAGUAAUACCAUAUUGCGAGCUAUUGGAGAAUGGGGUCUUGAUGACAAGGUUUUCAGCAUUAUACUGGAUGACACGUUCAUUGAUGAUUCAGUGGCUUCAACUGUCAAAACCAGUCUUCAGAAAAGGAACAAAAGUGCUGCAAAACGGAGCUUGUUUGUGGCACGUUAUGCAACUCAUUUACUUGAUGAGAUUAUUCAGGUAGGGCUGGAUGAACUUGACACAAUCAUGGAGAAUUCCACAGAGUGUUCCAGGAUUUAUCCCACCCCUUCAUCAGCAUAUCAUCCCAAGUAUAGAUAUGCAUCAGUGGAUGCUUGGACAAAAGCACAGAAAAUUUGUAAAUACUUGCAAGACUUUCAUAGAUACAAGGUCUUGGUCCACAAAUUUCCUAGACCAUAUAAUCUGUUUGAUAAGGUGUGGAAUGUGAAGGAAAAGGUGCUUCGCAAUUGUUGGGACAUUGAUAGGUUCAAGACACACACAGAAAUCUACUUACGUGAGAAGGAGGAGAGAAUUUCCAGUAUGAGGUGGAAUAUGGAAAAGAAGUUCAAUAAAUGCUGGAAAGUCUGUUUCUUGCAUUUUUGUAUGCCUAUGGUCAUGGAUCCUAAAUACCGUCUGGAACACAUCAAGGCACGCAUACAACCGUUCACUAUAGAGAGUAUGUAUACUGUGGACAGUGACAUAGAUGAUUAUAUUUGCGAAGUGCAUGAUACAUUGCUUAACCUCUAUGGUGAAUAUUCAAACCAGGACCAAGAACCUGACUGCACUUCUUGGUCUAAAAUUGAGAUGGGAAAGUUCAUUGGUAGAGAUAUUCUGCAUGAGUUAUAUCUACACACUGAAUAUCCGUAUCGUCAGCGACCAUUGACUGAACUUGAUCAUUACUUGCAAGAGGCACAACAUCCAACAGGUAAGUUCAGUGUUCUACAAUGGUGGAAAGAAAACAGCCUGACCUAUCCUUCAAUUGGUCGGAUGGCACGUGAUAUAUUGGCACUACCAUGCUGUACUGACUGCAAGGCAGCAAUAAGAACUGCGAGACUAUUCUUGUCUGAGCCAGUUUAUGGUAGCGGGGUUGAGAAAGUUGUCUGUAUUCAGGACUGGCUUGCACCAGCUGGUACUACAAGGGUGGACUCAACCGUUAAUCUUCAAAACUGA